UAGUACCGUUCGAUUGCUCGUAGUUUGAAAUGUAUGCCUGCAAAUGAUUCCGCAAAAAAUCGGCGUUGUUAUCCAGAAACUUAAUUUUCAAUUAUUCAUACUGCAUUCUCAAUACAAAAGUCUACUGGCAACAUUCUAGAGAAUCUCCGCUGAUUGGUUGUUUGAGAGAUCCUGAAUUGUGACCGGGCAGACGACGUACGGCUAGUGUUUCCGUCUGCUUCUGUGCUGCUUUCCGACGCUUGAAAAAUGUUCCGUGAUUGCUGUACGCGGCAUUUUUUGUCAAAGAUGCCGGAUGAUAAUCUCUGCAAUGUGUCCGACUGCAAAAAUGCCUCAAUGAAGAAUCCGGACAUUUCGUUUUACUAUACCCGGGACGACGAUAUAUGGAGCGAACGUGGCAAGCUGAGAUUGCGUGCUAUCAAUCAUAUGGGAUAAAACUAGAGGUGUGGGAAUACUCGAAAUUUCGAAUACGAAUCGAAUAUUUGCGAUAUUUGAUUCGUAUGCGAAAAUUUGAUAUUCGAAGUUUUCGAAUAUUCGCUAAAGUUCGAAUAGUGGAUCCUCCCCCCCCCCCCCCCUCGAAUAUCAUAGCAGCUUAUUACAAAGCUGUUGCGGUAACAGAAACGAGCAUGUAUAGUAGAACAGCUGCAAAGCGACGCGCGGCGCUUCCGAGGUAGCUCAUCUGCGAAUGCGUCGCUACACGUUCGAUAACCGAAACCGAAACUAGUACACAGUCGUGUGCAGCCGCCAUUUUAAAGCCGCCCCAGCCAAGCGCCAAACUGCGGGACGCUUCAUGCAUCGUCAGCGCAGUCGCAGCUUUAGUGGAUUGCCAACGAAGUCUCAACAUUCUUGUGUGUGAGGCCUACAGCUCGGUGAAAUUCCGGUUAAAUAUCGAAAUUUUGUUGGCGUUGAGCUGAACACCGCUGUUCCUCGUGCGACUGCAUGCAAAGCCCAAACCCGCAUUUGUUGUUACAGAUGAUUGCAAUACGCAUAUAGCCUUAAGCUCAACCCACAUGGAGUGAUUUUGCUCGCGACUCGCGCGCGUCGGCGCGACAAGGUUUUGAGGCGCGCACACAGAUUUGAAAUCGCGCAUGUGAAAUGAAAGAAGUACUGAACACGAACUGCGCCGAAACAAUCACGCGUUAUGAGCGCAUCCAUACAACAUCGUCGAGGAUCGCGGUUUUACUGCGUUAAUGAAUGAGGCUGUUUCAACUAUGCAUUACGGUCAGGAAAGAUUGUCUCACGCGUGGGAGCACAGUGAAACCGUACAGUUUCUCGCCUCCACGACAAAUGCGGAAUGGUGUCAGUGCAAGAAGAGGGCGCUUGCCACCUUCUGAGAUGUGCUCAUCACUAAACCAUCCCACAUUCUGAACAUGUCAUUGUCCUUUACUUCCAUUCUGUCUGUUUCACCAGCACUUACAAUGGCAAUACAGGUGUUCACUGUUCAUAUAAUAUUUUUGAAGUGCAAGUUGUUGUUACGGUUUUCAGCUUGUCUCAUGAGAACAUGACAUUGUUUUAGUGUAAAAAUAAUUUUACUGUCACGUGCAUAUAAGCAUGUAUGCCCUAUGCUAAGGCAACUGUACAUUAAUACAUAUUCGUUAUUAGCACUUGGGGGCAUCUUCUAAGGAUCAGCAGAACACAACUGUGACGAUGCUUGUUUUCGGGACUUCAUUGACUCUUAAGGCUUCGGUCCCACUCCUCUUGUGAAAACGGCCAUGUUUGCCAAGAGACUGCGACGCUCCUAUUUGUCUGACGUUGGAAGUAUUGAUGUCGUAGGAAAAAAAUUUUUCCAUGCAAACGUGCUACAGCGCCCUUUUGUUUAUACAUCGCUCAGCUGUUCUACUAUAAAGCGAGGAACAUGACCAUAUUCUAAUUUUUUGCUCAUCUUUGCCAAGGUUUUACGCGAAGAAAAAAGAAAAUAGCGCUAUGUAGUUUUUUGCGGCAUUGUGUCCUGGGAUACACAAAAUGUGCCACAGCCCCGUAUUAUUGAUAUUUGACGUAGGUAAUUUAUAAACACUCCUAAGAAACCCUGAAAAAUUUGAUUUUUGAACUUGUCAUUUCGGAUUGUUCUAGUGCUUGUUUGAAAGCAAAAUCCGCACUGAAGAGAAACAAUUAUGCACAGAACAAAUCCUGAAAUUUUCACCGUAAUCGGAGUGUAUCAAGGGAAGCCCGAAUGCAUAAAAGCUACCCACUCACCGCCCAGCGAAACCGAAACUGAUGGGCUGUGGCAAGCGAGAUUUACCGCGUAAGUUGGUAACCAUGGUUUGUAAGUCCCAGCCUUCCCCGAGAGAUGUCGCAGGCAAAUACCAAAAGAAGACGUUUUCUGCUACAGCUGUUUCUGCACUUUUCGUUGUCUUCUUUUCUUUUUUUUCUGUCAUGAACUUUCUGUGAAUUAUGCCGUUCAUUUUCUUCAUUCUUUUUUUUUAAUGUAGUGUAUUGGUUUCAUUGAAUUGAACUCGGGAACUUGCCGUCAGUCACUGUAACCGAAGCGUCAGUCUGCAAACUUUCAACCGUAUUUAUCUUCCUCGUGUUUUUUAUUAUUAUUAUUUUUAGAAAAUGCGAAUGGUAGAUACCACAGCACGUAAACUCGCGAACUGAAAGUUCCUAAGCUCAAUCCACAUAGCUAAGAGUGCGCUUUGUGCCUUUCGCUCUCCACAAAAUCUGCCGUGCAGUUUUGGUUUCGAUAAAGGAAAGUUGGAUUAGCUUGUCAAUAUUAUCAGCAUAUUUACUGGAAUUAAGAUGAAUUAAAUACGUAACGGCAGAUUACAGCAAAGGUUCACACUAAGAAGUCUGCCUACCGUAUACAUUUUUCCGGCUUAUAUUUUGGAGUGGUAAUCAGGGCGUGUUGCUCGCCCAGCUCAGAAUCACAAUUGUUCUUGUUCCUAUCUUGUGUUUGUAUCUUGUUCGUAAAUGUCUCGAUUCGAUGUCCGCACCCUCUAAGUUAAUCCACGCAUAAUUUGUCUCGAUGCAACCAACCCGAUAGCGUUCGUGAGUCUAGCCACUUAGAUGGUUGCCAUAAUAAAUUUCAGGGAGAUAACAUUUCAUUAUUAAAGAUGAAUGGCGAAGUUGCAAAAUUUACGUGUACCUGAGAAGGCGCUUGCUUCAUUUCUAUUUUACUGGUCAGUCAAAUCGGUUUCUAAUACGAAAAGCAAAUAGGAGUGUCCUCUGUAGCAUAACAAGGUUGUGCCUGGAAUAAAUAAUCAAUUUUGUACAGGAAUCGGUAAUCAGUUUCGUACAGACUAGGACACGAACUAUAGGCUAAAUUUUCGUUUAUUUUCAUCUCAUUCUCAUACACAUUAGCAAAGCAUGCUAAGAGCAGUGCAAAUUCCACCGGUGGUUGAACCCCGGAAAACACAAUCUGGAGUUUCUUUCAGGUCCCUGGUUGACCUUGUGUAUGGCAGAACGCUACAAGAUGCGUCUUUUUACCCCUGUGUAUUGUUUGUGAAUGUAACGUAGAGUAGUCAUACUCAGGUUGGGGAUCGUGGGCAGAGCCGUAGCGACAGGUGUACGAGAGGGGUAGCCGCCCCGGGCGCCCUCGGGGGCGUCGAACGGCAGGCCCUGGCAGGUUGGUUGGACAGGAUGGGACGGAGACGACUGAAAUAAACUAGUGAAAUGACCACAUUUCGUGGCGGAAGAUCACACUUCUCGUCAUCUCACAAAGCGAUAACACAAAUCGCAGCAAAAAAAAAAAAAAAAAGAAAGAUAUCUUCACCUACUAGUCACGGCCGCUACUAUGCGGAAUACGGACAGGUUACAUAGCGUAUAAUUGUCGACUUCCCUAUUUUACUUCGGUUAUGCCAUUCCUUUGAUUCUUAUCAUUUUGUGUGCGUACUGUGAACUGAACUUCUAGUUUCAACAGAAGUGGUAAUGUCAUAAUUCAUGUCAAGAAAUCCUGUUUCUGUAAGCUGUAUUGAUAUAAAACUGCUACCGAUCGGCACGUGAACAGACUCUUCACAGCUAACUGCAAUUAUUUAGUAUUUGCGUCCAUUUUUUAUGACGGUUGUUUGACCAUUUUGCGUUUGAGAUAUAUAUUUUUAUGUAUCUCAAGUAUAUUAUAUUUUGUACAGUCUUCGUCACACGCUACGCGCGCGGCAGCUACCCCCGUGCUACUCAAAACACGAAAGCACAAAAAUCAACUCUCCGUCUUGCACGACAGUUUCAGAAGACUUUUACGAGACAAUCCUCCCUUCGACACACGUAUAAACACCGGGUACAAUGGCAUAGAGAACAGAUUCAAGAUCAAAGGGUCCAGUCGGGAGCUGUCCCAUGCGCGAUUCUCCCUAACGGGAUCAUCCACGGAAACCGCGACGGUGGCGCCCCGCCGUAGGAAGUCCGUAAGUAAAUUCAAGAUGGCUACCGUGAGACCGUAGCCUUAACUUCAUUCAGACUUAGACACUUUAUCCUAUGACGUGAUAUUCGACAUUCGAUUCGAUAGUUGAAGGACAAGUUUGCAGAUAUUCGUAUUCGAUUCGUAUUCGAAAAUUUCAAUAUUCACACACCUCUAGAUCUCUAGAUAAAACUGAAAACAGUGUCUGGCGUGUGUUCGACGCACCUCUCAGAACAGGAUAUCGACCCACAUCGAUGAUCACCGUGGAUGAAGGCCAUACCGCGUGUAAGUGGUAUCAAGGUGACAUAAUAUUUAUUAGGUAAUAAUAAUAUGUAUUAAUAAUAAUAAUAAUAAUAUAUAAGCGUGAUGACCGUGUGGCAUCGACCAUGUGUUGUCAUGUUGUUGUCUUGAAGUUGUUGUUUUCAGAAGACACGUACACAGACAAGACGCGUACGACCAGGUAUGACGACAUCGUCAAAGCAAGACUGAGUGUGCCACCGACAAAAAAGAAAAGAUAAAGUCGCUAUGACUCGUGUGAGGAGGGAUGGAGCAAAAACGGGGAUCCGCUGCAAUGAAGGCUAUUUUAAUACUUGCGUUUGUCACUACUGCAGUUGGAAUCCGUUCGUACAGCGAUUCCGUUUUAACCAGAUAUUUUGACGCCCUCUCUGGCACCAUCCUUCCGGUCCACCUUCAAAGUCGACCUGUAGACUUGGAUCUCGUCGACUUCGAUUUCGUGGUGCCAAGGAACUGGAUGACGAACCGCAAGGUGAACGCUCAGUUCCACCAUGGAUUGCUGACAGGGCUCACAGCAAUUAACCCUACCGUCAAGGCUGAUAGCUGCAGCCGUGUUAACGAAGGCGACAACUUCACCAUGGACUGCACUUUGGCGUUAGGCAACUUGAAAGCUACAUACGAUGGCUUUGUUGAUGGAGAGUCCUUCUUUGGUAGUGGCAGCAAUUUAUCAGUUGAAGCGGACUUGGUUCAUCCCAGAGGUUACGUUGAGAUAACGUUCUUUCAGACUGGACCCCCCGUUAUGAAGUCCUGGAGAGUGGUCCCCUUGGACAUAACUCUGCAUUACUCUAGGGACCUCAACCUCAACCCUGGGCGCAAGGCUAACUUUGAAGUGGAACUGAAGAGACACAUUGGAAUCCCAUCGCAGAGCGAUUCCUUUUUAAGCAGAUAUUACGACGCCCUCUCUGACACCAUCCUUCCGCUCUACCUUCAAAAGCGACCUGCAGAAUGGGAUCUCGUCGACUUCGAUUUCGUGGUGCCAAGGAACUGGAUAACGAACCGCAAGGUGAACGCUCAGUUCCACCAUGGAUUGCUGACAGGGCUCACAGCAAUUAACCCUACCGUCAAGGCUGAUAACUGCAGCCGUGUUAACGAAGGCGACAACUUCACCAUGGACUGCGCUUUGGCGUUCGGCAACUUGAAAGUUACAUACGAUGGCUUUGUUGAUGGAGAGUCCUUCUUUGGUAGUGGCAGCAAUUUGUCAGUUGAAGCGGACUUGGUUCAUCCCAAAGGUUACGCUGAGAUAACGUUCUUUCAGACUGGCGCCCCCGUUAUGAAGUCCUGGAGAGUGGUCCCCUUGGACAUAACUCUGCAUUACUCUAGGGGCCUCAACCUCAACAGUGGGCGCAAAGCUAACUUUGACGGGGAACUGAAGAGACACAUUGGUAAUGCCGUCGGGAACAUCUUGAACGGUCCGUUUCGAGAAGACCUCAACAGUUCUGUUCCUCUCUCGAUGCUUUACGUUCUACAUAUGAAAGAUCAGGAUUAGGCACAUUAAAUGAUCCUGAUGUAUUAAGUACAAAA
Molecule: messenger RNA, 6136 nt
Organism: Ornithodoros turicata
Lineage: Eukaryota; Metazoa; Arthropoda; Arachnida; Ixodida; Argasidae
Exons: 6
Coding region: 4866-6101 (411 amino acids)
Source: RefSeq, a predicted model, not a curated record